Messenger RNA from Aspergillus lentulus, 705 nucleotides. Its product is annotated as glutathione S-transferase. The record is from RefSeq and is a predicted model, not a curated record. NCBI's taxonomy places the organism in Eukaryota, Fungi, Ascomycota, Eurotiomycetes, Eurotiales, Aspergillaceae.
AUGUGGCUCAUGGAAGAACUGAAUCUGUCCUACGACAUCAAAACUUACAAACGCGGCCCCAACGGCAUCGCUCCCCCGGAGCUGAAACAGAUCCACCCACUAGGAAAAUCGCCCAUCGUCUCGGUCCAACCUCCGGACGCCUCUCCCAUGGUCCUUGUCGAGUCGGCCGCCAUCAUCGAGUACUUCCUCGACCAUUUCAGUGGACCGAACACCCAUCUCGUUCCACAGCGGUAUCGACCCGGGCGCGACGGCCAGGUAGGCGGCGAAACCGAGGCCUGGAUGCGCUAUCGGUACUAUAUGCACUACGCAGAGGGGAGUCUCAUGUCUCCGAUCCAAGUGCAGCUCAUCAUGAAUGCACUCAAAAAUGCUCCCGUCCCCUUCUUCAUCAAACCCAUCACGGGGUUCAUCACGGGAAAAGUCAGCGCCGAGUUUCUCGACCAAGAACUCCGCACGCAUUUCCGCUUCCUCGAGGACCAGCUGGCAUCGGCCCCGGAGGAAGGGCCGUUCCUGUGUGGUUCGCGGCUGACGGCCGCGGAUAUCCAGAUGAGUAUUCCGGUUAUUGCGGCGCUGAAUCUUUCUAUCAUUCCGCGGAGGGAGUAUCCGCGGUUGGAUGCUUAUGCUGGGUUGAUUCAGAACGAGCAGGGGUACCGCCGGGCUGUUGAGAAGGUGGAGAGGAUUGAGGGGAGGCCUUUUGUGCCGAUAUAG